Eufriesea mexicana is the source of this 5313-nucleotide messenger RNA. Its product is annotated as sporulation-specific protein 15. The record is from RefSeq and is a predicted model, not a curated record. NCBI's taxonomy places the organism in Eukaryota, Metazoa, Arthropoda, Insecta, Hymenoptera, Apidae.
UUAAGAUUAUUUUUAAACUGAGUGUAGGAAGAUUUUUUUAAUUUAAUGUACCAAUAAUCUAUUUAUGUUAUUUGGUUUCCUCAUUCAAGUGCCAUGAAUUCGUUUGAUUCAACGAUUGAAUCUGUUCAAAGCAUUUCUAAGCUUUUUAAUGAAGACUGCAAUUGUACUGCUAUUGAUAAAACUACCGGAGAAUUUUGUGGUGAGACUGAAACUUUAAAAAUUAUUGAUGAAUUUCAAAAAUUAUAUGAAACUCGGAUUGAAAAUGUUGACCGACAGCUUGAAAAUGAAUUUGAUCAAGUUUGUAUGAAACUUGAAAUUUCAAAAGAAUGGAUCAAAAAUUUGAAAGAACAAAAUGUUAUGUUAGUGCAAGUAGUAGAGGAUUUAGAACAAGCUGCUUGUAGUAGAGUUAAAUUAUUAGAACAGAAAUUGAAACAUUCAUCAGUGUUAGUUUCUGAAAAUAUGACAAAGUCAAUGAUUACAGAGAAGGCUAUAAAUACACUUUCAAAUCGUGUAAGUGACCUAGAGAGAGAUGAAAAAUUUAUGCAACGAAAAAUAGAGUUUCUUCAAAGUGAUAUCAGAGGAUUAUUAGAAUUGAUAAGACGUGCAGUACAAGACAAUCAUUGGAAUUUAGAUGAUAUCAAAUUUUUUGAAAUUGAACCUAGUGAUAUACCUAUUCCUGUGAAUUGUACCUGUGAUCAGGGAGAUAUAAGCCACAAAAAUGUGCAGUCUUUAAAACUGCAAAUUGAACAUCUUCAGGAAAAUGAAAAGAAAAUGAUUGCACAUCAGAAAGAGUUAGAAGAUAAAUUACUUGAUCUUAAUACAAAAUUACAAACAAAAGAAGAUACCAUUAAAUUAUAUGUUUCCCAGUUUCAAAGUCUUAGUGAUAAUCUUAGAAAACAAGUUAAAUUUACAGAUCAAAUGGCAUGCAGUUCAUUUGUAACAAAUGAUGAAGAAACUUUUGAUGAUGUUAUAAAGUCAAGGAAUCCUGUAAAUCAACAGAAUCAAAUUGUAUUAUAUCUGAAUAAGGUAAAAUCAUUGAUGGAACAAGAAAAGGAAGAUCUUUCUAAAUUAAAAAUAGAAUUGGAAAAAACUGUAGAAGAAUUAUGCUGUGAGAGAAAUGAAGAAUAUAAUACAAUUGAGAAUAAAUGUUCUAUGGAUAACAUAAAGUACAAACUAACUAAAAAUAUUGAAUAUGUAAACAAAAUAUAUUCAAGGAAGGAGGAACUAAUUGGAAUAAUUAAUUCUUUAUUUCAAAUGGAAAACAAUAAUUUUUUUCAUAUAGAAAGUUUUAAUUUGUUACCAUACACAGAUAUUAAUCAAUUUAAGUUAAUGGAUGUGUUUAGAGCAUGUGCUAUUGAAGCACAAGUUACUAUGGAAGAUAUCAAAGAUGAAAUAAAUCUAAUUGUUUCUUCAUUCAAAUGUAGACAUCAAAAGUAUGUUGAUUUAAAUAAAGAAGUCGUAAAUAUGCAAAAUCAAUUAAUAAAAUGUCGUGGAAAAAUAGCAGAAGUACUUAAUAAAUUGCAGUUACAAGAAGGAGAGAGAAUAAGACACAAUAAUAGAAUAACUUUAGGAAAGAAUAAAUUAAAAGAUAUUAAAAAUGAAAUAAAUCUUACUGAAUCUCACUUAUUAAUCCAUGUUAAUAUACAGAAUAAAUUUGAAACUACACCUAACCAUGGAGAUGUAUGUAUUUAUAAUGACUUAUUAUGUUCAGUGAUUGAAGAGAUAGAACAAACAUCAUCUAAUCUACAAAUAUUUCAAAAUCAAGAAUGUUCCAUAGUAAAAGAUCUGGAAAAAUUGAAGAAUCAAUUUCAUGAGAUAGAUUCCUCUACAAAGAAAUUACAAGAUAAAAUAGAUGAUGCGAUGUCAGAACAUGAUACAGUAGAAAUAACACUUUCACAGAAAGAACAAAAAUUACAAAAACUAGAAGAAAAAAUUAAUGUAAUUCAUUUAAAAGUACAAAACAUGUUUGAAUCAUCUUAUUCUCCAAAGGAGGAACAUAUAUCUGAAUGUAAUAUUAUGGAGACUCAGUUAUAUACACAAGUUUUGAAUGAAAUACUGCAAAUUAAACAAGCUGUACAUGAAUUAAAGAAAGAACAUGAUAAUUUAAAGUAUAAUAUAUCACAAAAAUCACUCUAUUCAGAAUGCAAUGAGAAAACGUGUUUAUGGAAAUGUAGAAUUACUGAUUUACAUGAUCAAGUUAAAAUACUGCAACAUGAGGCUAAGUGCAAUGAAGAGGCAAACAAUUUUUUAAGAAAUAACAUUCAGUCAAUAGAAGAGGAACUCCACAUAGCUAAAACAAAAGCAGAUAAUUAUAAACGAUCUCAUUCAAGAGACAACAUGGAAUUGAAGAAAAAGACGAUAGAAUUAGAAAAUAAUCUUAAACUUCAAAAAGAAAUUGAAUGCACUUUGCGACAACAAUUGAAUGAUAGUGAAGUUGAAUUAAAAAAAUCUAAAGAAUUAUUAAAUUCUGCUCAUAAUGAACAUAAUAUGGAAGAUACAUUGUUACAGUGUUGCUGUUCUCAAUUUAGACAUGAUAUAAUGACUACACCUCAGUUAUUUAAAAAGCUACAGGGUACGAUAAAGUCUACAAAAGUUGGCCUUCAGGAACUUAAAGCAGAAUUAAAAAAAUUGAUUUGUGAGGAUUCGUCUAAUUUUUGUCAUUCUACAAGAUCAUUGAUGAAUUUACUAGACAAAUUGCAAAAAUAUGAAAGUGAAUUAGAUAAUUGUUCCCAAGAAAUUGAAGAGCUUAGAAAUGCGUUGUAUUCUAAAGAUAAACUUAUAGAAAAUAUGGAUGAAAUUAUCAAAAUUCAAAAAGAUUCCAUUGUAAUGACACAAUCUGAAUUAAAAGAACUUCACCAAAAGUUUCAAGAAAAGAUUGAUAAUCAAGAUCAAAUAAUCUCUAAAUAUGAGAAAGAGAAGAAAGAAUUAUUAAAACAGAAUGAUCUUCAGAUUCAAACUAUUGGACACUUACAAAAUGCUGUAGUGGAAGCUAAAAAAUGUAUAGAUCAAAUUGGACAUAGAACCGUGACAUAUUUGUAAAAAAACAAUCAAUCUGACUUACAGUUUGAAGAAAAAAUUGAACCUAUUCGUCUACUGGCGAUGUAUGCGGAAGAAACUCAAUGUCAAUAUAAUGAAUGUUUUGCAGAGGCAGCUAAACAGGGCGAAUUGUUAGAAUUACAACGAGAUGCAAUUCACGAUCUUCAACAAAAAAUAAGUUAUAUGGAAUACAAUAAUCGAUUAGCUAUUACCUUCGUUCAUAUUACGUAUUAUUCAAUUUUAAAAACAAUACAGGAACAAUUGGAAACUCGUGUAAAUGAUAUUCAAAUUCUAAAGAAUGAGAUGGACAGUUUGAUGCAAUCGAAAUGCUAUUUGGAAAGUAAAUAUUUAAAUACAAAAAGAUUAUGGCAAGAAGCUGAAAGAAAAUUACAAGAACUGAGGCAGGAAAUAUCGAAGACUGAAAACAAAAUAAAAAUUGAUGAAGAUAAAAACCAUCAAUAUAAGAUAGAAAGUACAUUUAAAGAUACGGUUAAAAAUACAAAUUAUUCCACCCAAGAUGUAUGUGAUUGCAAUGGUCUAAUAUUUAACAAUAGGGAACAAUGUAAAAAUAUAUCACAUGAGCAUGAUUUACAAUCAGAAAUUGAAAUCUUAAUUAGAGAAAAUGAAGAUAUGAAAAGACAACUACAAAAGUAUAAAUUGGAUUUUGAUAUAAUUGACAAAGAACUGAAAACAGAAAGAGAAAAUGAUACUUAUGUUCAACAAAUUUCAUUUGAAUUACAAAAAUUACGAGAUUCAGAAUGUUGUUUACAAUAUGAAAAUGAACUGCUUAAAUCUGAUUUAAAAAAACAGGCAAAAAUAGUAGAAGAUUUAUUGGAGAAACUACAGUUUGCUCAAGAAAAUAACAAAAAAUUUGAAAAAUUGAUAAAGAAAUUAGAGGAUAAACAGAUACAGAUUAAUGAUUCAUAUAGUCAGAUUGCAAAUAAUGAAAUUAUUAUGAAAAAACAAACAGAAAUUAUAGAAGAAUUUGAAAAGAAAUUAGAUAUAAAAAAUCAACAGAUUAAAGCAUAUUUAUCUGAAUUAAAUGUAGCAGAAGAGGAAAUGUCAACUUUGCAUGAAAGAAUAAAAUCUUUGAAAACAAUGUUAAAAGAAAAAUCAGAUAAUAUGGCUAAACUGCAAGCAGAUUAUGAAGUGAUAAAGGAAAUAAAUUAACUUUUUAAAAUGUGAAAUAAAUUUUUUUAGUUGAAAGAUCUUCAAAUGCAGUUAUGCUUCACUAAAAAUAAUUAUUUUAGAGUCACAGAAGAUUUUAAUAAAGCGCAAGAACAAUUAAUCAAGAUAACAAAACGGGAAGCUGAUUUACAAGAAUGUUUAACAAAUAUGGAAAGAGAUUAUUGUUUAAAACUAUCAAGUAUUGAGGAAGAGAAAACUAUGCUUCGAAAUUACUUAGAUAAAUUCAGAGAUGAAUUGGAAGAAAUUAAAAGAAACUAUUCAAUAAAGAGUGACGAAUAUUGCAAACUGCAAGAUAUUUGUAAAUCUUAUGCAGAACAAUUAGACAUGUUACAACAACAGAUUAAAGAAGAAAGAGAAAAAGUUAAAAAAAUGGAAGAAUCAAAUCAUUGUAUAAUACAACAGUUAGAAGAAUACAAAAAAAAAAAUUGUGAUCUUGUUAAAGAAAAAUCUACAAUAGAACAAAGUAAUUGUGAAAUUGUUUCAGAGUUGCAAGAAACACAUAAAUCAUUGUUAGAAUUAAAAAGGGAGUGCCAGUCAAAAAAUAAAUCUUUGGCUUGUAUAUCAGCAGAAUUAACAGAGACAGCAAUAAGUCGAUCAGAACUUUGUAAUCAAUCACAAUAUGUUGUUUCAUGUAUACACAUUUGGAUGGAGGAACAACGAGAAUAUGUAAACAAACUUAAGCAGGAAUUAGUACAACUUGGAUUUGAGAAAAAAGCAUUAAUAGAUGAAAUAAAAAAAUUAAAGCACAUCAAUCAUGCAUUACUGCAAAGACUAAAACGCAUACAUAAACAUAGUAGCAGAAAUGUUAGAAAUGUUUGUGUAGGAUGCCAAAUAUUACCAAAAACUGAUAUAUGUCUCCCUGCAAGCUCUAAAAGUUUAUCAUCACAGAAGAAACUAAGUCUGAUGAGGACAGCACAACGCAUUUCAAUGUGUAGUAAUGGUUGGUGGAUUCCUAGAAUAAAAUAUUUAAUAAAUGGGUUGCAAAAAAAUAAUUUAGAAUGUAGUGAAAAAUGUUUUAACAGGAUGAACACAGAUGUGGGAUCAGAAGAAAAUCACGAUUGCGGUUACCAAUCAUCUACUAGUAAAUGA